This is a messenger RNA of Raphanus sativus (radish), 1293 nucleotides long. Its product is annotated as chaperone protein dnaJ C76, chloroplastic. The record is from RefSeq and is a predicted model, not a curated record. NCBI's taxonomy places the organism in Eukaryota, Viridiplantae, Streptophyta, Magnoliopsida, Brassicales, Brassicaceae. Gene Ontology annotation, molecular function: electron transfer activity; iron ion binding. The transcript has 9 exons. The coding region runs from base 104 to 1129 and encodes 341 amino acids.
GAAUGAGAUUUUUUAAAAUAUUAAUUCAACAAAUAUCGACAUUCUCCUCUUGGUUUAUUGAUCGGGAUCGGUCCGGAUCUCAGACGCUUGUGAGGCUCUUCAAAUGGCGCAGCUACUCUCCCCAGUUUGCACGGAUCUUUUGAAGUUUCAGAGCUCUCUUCUCAGCUCUAGAUCGCGUUUCUCAGCCAAAACAAGCGGUGCUACCUCGUCUUGGUGCUUACCUGCUUACACAGGAAGGAGACGAAGUGGCUCCAUCGGAAGAUUGAGAGUUGCAACAGAGGACGCUUCUUCUCUUUCCACCGGCGACGUCGCCGAUGAUUACUAUGCCGUUCUCGGACUGCUUCCGGAUGCUACACCAGCGGAGAUUAAGAAAGCAUAUUAUAACUGUAUGAAGUCUUGCCAUCCUGACUUGAGUGGCAAUGACCCUGAAACCACAAACUUCUGCAUGUUCAUUAACGAUGUCUACGAGAUUCUUAGUGACCCUGUACAGAGAAUGGUUUAUGAUGAGAUUCAUGGAUAUGCAGUGACUGCUACCAAUCCUUUUCUUGAUGACUCUAGCCCUAAGGAUCACGUUUUUGUUGAUGAGUUUGCUUGUAUAGGCUGCAAAAACUGUGCCAAUGUGGCUCCAGAUAUAUUUGAGAUUGAGGAAGACUUUGGAAGAGCAAGGGCUUGUAACCAGCGUGGCAACCCUGAUUUGCUUCAGCAAGCAGUUGAAACAUGCCCGGUUGAUUGUAUAUAUCAGACUUCUGCGGCACAGUUGUCUUUGCUUGAAGAUGAAAUGCGUAGGGUUGAAAGAGUAAAUGUUGCUCUGAUGCUUUCUGGAAUGGGGUCAGGAGCCGUUGAUGUUUUCAGAAUGGCGAGAUCUCGAUGGGAAAAAAGGCAAGCAAAAGUUUUGAAUCAAGCUAGAAGUAGAAUGAUGAAGCGGAAAAGCACAGAUGAAACACCUUCCUAUUGGGAUAACCUCUGGGGCAAAGAUAAUCAAUACCAGAAAAGCGAGGAAGAAGUACAAGAACGAGCUCAACGAGCCGCAGCAGCAGCCAGAAGAUGGAGGGAGUACUCACGAAGAGGCGUGGAUAAACGCCCCACGUUCAAACUCCCCGACUCCUCAUCCUCCAGAGGAGACAACUGAAACCACCCUCCAGACAUGAAUCUUAAUGGUAGUAAAGUAUAUAUGUAAUAACUUCACCGUUCCUAGACUUGUAUAGCUUUCUUCCCAUAUCGAUUCGUGGAAGAAUAAAAACAAGUGUAUAAACGUUUUCAUUUUCAUGUAUUAUAUACUCUUUAUGUAUAUAA